UGUUGGGCGUUGGAAUGGGCUGCCCAGGGCAGGGGGGGAGUCCCCGGGAUCCCUGGAGGGGUUGAAGAGUCGGGUUGACCCAGCACUGAGGGAUCUGGUGGCGUUGGGGACGGUCAGGGUGCGGGUCAUGCUUGGACUGGAGGAGUUUCAAGGGCUUUUCCAACCGUGAUGAUCCUGUGAUUCUGUGAUUGAAGUUCACUACCAUCCCCUGUCUCAGAAAUUCUUCUCUUCUGGUUCCAAUCCUUGCUUCAGUUUCAGGGUGGUCGUCUUCAUCUUUCUUCCACGCAACGAAAUCUCACCCAAAUCUGGGCAAGACUUCAAGAUGUUCUAAUGAAAAGCUUAGGGUGUCCGAAUUCCCGCCCUCCUCGGCUGCUUCGACGCUGUCUCCAGACAGAUCCAGGUUGGAGAGGAGACCGUGACUAUCCACAGGCCCAUCUUUUGCCUUGCCAGAAACCCCGUCAUGGUCCACAACCUGACGGACAGCGAGGCCUACCUGCCUGGCAACAAGGAGCUAGAGCCCCUCAAAUACUGCAAGGUGGCCGCAGCCGCCUCGGUGUCCCGGCAUCAAGCGGAGGGCUGCAUCCAGGGCACCGUGUCCCUCCUCUCUUACUGCCUGGGGAAGGGGGAGAUGUCCUGAGGGAUGCCGGGGUGCUCCUCACUGAAGGCAAGACAGUACAAAUGAAGUUCUAUUACGACUUCCUGGAGAUGUUGUCUGGGAAGGAGAACUUGGAACAAGAGAUUUUCAAGGUCUCCCGGCUGCUGGACAUGGUGGUAUCCCGGAUGGUACCUGUGGCCUCCCUGAGUUUCUCUGGCCAUGCCGUCAUCUUUCCCGAGCUUGAAAUGGAGUUUGUGCACAAACCACCUCUCAGGGCUCUUCUCAAGACCUCGAGACAAGUCCCUGGCGAGAACGAGGAGAAGAGAGUUUCUGCCACCUCUUGGAUAAGUUCCAGUGGGGUGUCCUGGGUUUGCUGCUCCAAGCCCACCUGACAAGUUCCAGGAGAUCACCGGGCAGAAGAAGAGGAAGAUCCAGUCUUUGGUCAGGCAGCAGCCGAUGAUCCUGGAGGAUUCCUCUGGAGAAAAGCAGCCAGGGGACCGGGCAAGCCAAGGGCAAAGCUGCGCUCAAAGACCGAGCGUCAAAGCAGCUCUGAGCCCAAGCGCAGGCAGAGACGGCUCAGAGCUGCAGAAGAGGAGAAGGGGGAGGAGGAAAAGGAAGAUGAGGACAAGUGGUG
Athene cunicularia (burrowing owl) is the source of this 1229-nucleotide messenger RNA. RefSeq lists its product as uncharacterized. The transcript is spliced from 7 exons. The record is from RefSeq and is a predicted model, not a curated record. NCBI's taxonomy places the organism in Eukaryota, Metazoa, Chordata, Aves, Strigiformes, Strigidae. Bases 331 to 987 code for a protein of 218 amino acids.